Desarmillaria tabescens is the source of this 1409-nucleotide messenger RNA. RefSeq lists its product as uncharacterized. The record is from RefSeq and is a predicted model, not a curated record. Bases 180 to 1256 code for a protein of 358 amino acids. NCBI's taxonomy places the organism in Eukaryota, Fungi, Basidiomycota, Agaricomycetes, Agaricales, Physalacriaceae. The transcript has 8 exons.
UGGUCCCUUGGUUUCGCUCCCUCCCAAUGAUCGGAACAAGACUCCUGCCCGACUGCUGGUUGGAUCUCCCGUUGCGGAGUGAUCAACCACACAGGAAAAUUAGAUCCACUGGAUUCCCGUGAUACUGUAGACACUUAAGAAGCUGCUUGAGAGAAUUCAAGUUCUUGUCGACAUCAACCAUGGGUUCUUUCCCAAUACCUGAAUCAUAUUUUAUCGGCCUUGGCUGUGAAAUAUUCUUGCACGGACUUUACACCGGCCUGUUCCUGACAUCAACAUAUCUUCUAUUGUUCAAGAAGAAGAAGAGUCGAGUCAUUGCUGUCAUGACUCUCGUUAAUAUCCUCAUGUACAUUGUGGCUACUGCCCACUUGAUCAUCAAUUUCAAACAGGACUUGUCAGCAUUCCUUUCGAUAUAUCAUAACAAUGCCAAUGCCUCAAGCGUAUUCCAUAAUACCUCAUCUGCGAUACAGUGGUCGCAACUUAUACUAGGAAUUGUGAAUGUGCCUUUUGGCGAUGGGAUCGUGAUAUGGAGAGCAUGGAUUUUAUGGAAUCGUAGGCGGUGGAUUAUCGCCUCAUCAGUGGUUCUUCUUCUGGUAACCGUAGGCUCAGGAAGUGGGCUUGUAUACACCGUUGCAAUGACACCAGCAGGUGUCACUUUCACUGAUUCCAGUGUUGAGAGCUGGGCCAUUGCAUUCAUCAUUUCAACGUUUUCAACAAAUCUGUGGACGACGGCGCUUGUUGCCUAUCGUACAUGGUCGCACUUCAAGCUAGUCCGUCAUCUCACCGGCAUCUCCAUCCUGGGUAGCUUUCGCAAGCAAAGUGCGAUUCUCCCUAUUCUGAUUGAGUCUGGCACUUUAUAUUGCUGCACAUGGCUCAUCGUCAUCGUCAUAUUUAUUUCCUCAAGUAAUGCAAUCUAUGUCAUGAUAGACACAAUCUCCCAACUGACGGCUAUGUAUCCGACUCUUAUCAUUACCCUUGUUUGCAUUAAGUCCACCCUUGAUGUCGCCAUCGAAACAUUUCAUCAAACUCAGACGAAUACUCAGACCCAAAGCCAGUCAUGGACUCGAAGGCCUCCUGCUCCAACACAGGGAUCAUUAGAUGACUUUACAACUACAGUUUCUUCAGAUCGAGGCCUCGGGAGUACCUUGGAUACUUCAGAAGAUCCUAGUAUCGAAUCUGUGGUGGAUAGGAAAGCAUUAUAUCCGAGUCCCACGGAGUCGGACGAUGCUCUCAGAGACUGUACUCAUGGUAUAGUUUAGGGCACGCAUGCUGUACGACUUCCUCGGAACCUAAUUGAUGGAAUGUGUUUAUUAUCUUGAAGAAAGUACAGUGUGAAAAGUGUACAUUGUAACGACACGACAAUGCUAGUAAUUAUCAUGUAUUCCACCGUCGUAGGAUCUACAAAAUAAAAC